Molecule: messenger RNA, 900 nt
Organism: Pseudophryne corroboree (corroboree frog)
Lineage: Eukaryota; Metazoa; Chordata; Amphibia; Anura; Myobatrachidae
Product: C3a anaphylatoxin chemotactic receptor-like
Exons: 2
Coding region: 1-900 (299 amino acids)
Biological process (GO): phospholipase C-activating G protein-coupled receptor signaling pathway; positive regulation of cytosolic calcium ion concentration; inflammatory response
Cellular component (GO): plasma membrane
Molecular function (GO): G protein-coupled receptor activity; complement receptor activity
Source: RefSeq, a predicted model, not a curated record
AUGCAAAUUCCAUUUGUGCCUUUGCGUAGGAAGACAUCCGCUGUGCGUUAUAAUCUCUCGGACAAUCAGACGUUCUCUAAUUGGACUGUAUCGUAUAAUGACUACAGAUAUAUCCAAAUAUAUUCAAUUCUGACAAUCCUUUUCUACAGUAUCAUUUUCCUCUUGGGAACAGUAGGAAACGGAUUAGUAAUCUGGAUCGCUGGAUUUAAGAUGAAGACAGUCAGUGCUGUGUGGUUCCUUAACCUGGCUGUUGCCGACUUCAUAUGUUGUGUCUCUAUCCCAUUACAAAUAUUUGUGUCUCAGUAUAUUUAUGAUUUAGUCAUCACUGUUCUAUGGUUUAUAAACAUGUGCACUAGUGUCUAUUUUUUAACCGCCAUGAGUAUUGACCGCUGUGUCUCCAUAAUGUGGCCAUUUUGGUCCAAAACCUAUAGAACACCCAAAUGUGUCUGCAACAUUUCAGCAAUAGUUUGGGUGGUGAGUAUCGUCUUAAAUUCUCCUCAUAUAAUUAUUAACUAUGGUUAUUAUUUUUAUCAUAAUGAAAUGGACUUCUCCAGAUUUGUCGCCGUGUUUAUUGUCCCUUUUUCUGUCAUUGUAAUAUGUUAUUGUGUAAUUUGUUUUAAACUUAGAAAAGUGAAAAUACCAAAGAGGAAACAGCGACCCUAUAAAAUUAUCACUGCCGUCAUACUGUGUUUCCUCAUCUGUAUAUUUCCAUUUCACAUUUUACCAUUACUGAUAACAGACAAUUAUUUUAUGGAUAACUUAGUAAUUACCAUUUCUAUGUGGCUGAUAUACUUCAACAGUUGCAUCAAUCCCAUCCUCUAUGUCCUUAUAGGCCAAAACAUUAAAGACAUUUUAAUACAUUCAAUACCAUCCAGACUGGAAAGAGCUUUAAAUGAUUGA